AUUGUAAACAAAUCGAUCACCGGACACCGCGAGGCAAAACGAAUCUGUGUAAUAUACUUAAGUAGACAAAAUCAGCAAUUUUUACAAUUCCUUCCUGUCUAUACUAAUAAAAAGUUGAAAAGUUUGUAUGGAAGCGCUAACCUCAUGUCCAAAUCAACACGAACGCAAAUCAAUGUCAUAUAAAGCAAAUAAAAAAAAAACAGUUGCUUGUGUCACACACAAGACACCUGUCCGCUGUCACUCGGUCUUAUGCAGUGGAUGGUUGUGCACUCGUUUAUUUGUUAUCACCAAGGAGAAUACAAAUACUAUUAUCACAAUGAAAGAAGAGCAAGAUGACGGAGAAUAUAUUGAUAGCAGCGAUAAUGGAGAUACAGAACCAAUUAACCGCCAUAUGAGCACAGAGAGGUUUAUAGAAGCAAUUAAAAAUAAUCCAGCAAUUUGGGAUCCUACAUCCCGCGACUACGGCAACCGAUUACAAAAGACAAAGUCUUGGGAACGGAUUUGUGCGAAAGUCAUGUCCUCUUAUUCAAAUAUGAAUGCGAGUGAAAAGAGUAAAUCAGUUUUAAAAUUGCAACGACGAUGGAAAAGCUUAAGAAGUUGCUAUUGCAGGGAGAGAAAGAAGAAGAGGAGCCAGAAAAACAGUUCAGAUGCUUCAUUUCACAAAGAAUAUCUUUAUUUUUCUCAGAUGUCAUUUUUAAAUUCUAUUCAUAGGGGAUUUAAAUUUGAGCCACCUCCGAACAGUACUCCACAAGUUACAAAGAAGGUUAUACCAAUAGUUAGUAUGGAGGUGACACCGCAUGACGAAGCUAGUAGUCAGAAGUCAGAUGAAGAUGACGCGAAAGAAAUGGUGCAUGACCAUGAUCUCAAUUUCAUACAUUCGUUAUUGCCGCAUUUUAAGAAAGUUCCUGAUGAGUAUAAAUUAGAUCUUCAGUCGGAGAUUUUAGAGAAACUUAAAAAGUAUGUCAAUUAUAACUGGGCAAAAAAUAACAACAAAAAAUCGCACCAAUAUGGACAUUACUCAAAUAAUCCUUCUGCGGCAGUGGAAACAGAUUCAGACUAUAAUUUUGAAGAAGAAUAGAAUACACUUAUUGUGAAAAUCUAACAUAAUUAACUAGUCAUGCAGUCUAUUUGGCCAUGCCUUCAAAAAUGGCAUUGGCUAUAAUACUAUUACUCGUAUUUAAAUUAUGUUCGGCAAAUAUAACAUUAUUAAAAGAGACUAAACAAAUAAAUUCUUCGGAAGAUGAGAUACGAUUUGACGAUCCCAGCCGACCGACACUCGGAUACCCUACUUCUCUAGGUUUCUUGUUUAUAUCAGCUACGUUACUAGUCGGUGUUAUAGUCAGAUCGAUUAUGCUAUGGUUGAAAUUGUGUGUUCCGUAUCGAGUGAUAAUGUUCUUUCUUGGAGGCCUCGCUGGGAUUUGCGCCAACCGCUUCCCCGCCUUCAAACCUGUCGUAUACAUUUGCUAUAUUGACGUUGACGUGCUAUUAAUCACCUUCCUACCAAUUCUGAUCUUUAGCACGUCGUACAGUGUGGAUUAUCACUCUUUUUGGAGGAGUUUCCCUCAAAUUUUACUGGUUGGAGUACCAGGAGCUUUGCUAACAGCAUUGACUGCGGCCUUCAUGGCUUAUUAUUUGAUAGAAUCAUCCUGGAAUUUUUCUACGGCUAUUCUGUUUGGGAUAAUAUGUUCUCCUAUAUACCCUAUGGAGGUUGUUAAGCAGUUAAAAGAACUUUCUAGAGGGAAAUAUAUUGGCGUCCUGUUGCUUGGUGAAGGAUUGAUUGGAGAUGCAACGGCUAUGAUCGAAUUUACUGCUGUUUUUGGGUAUCUAGCAUUAGCGUUAACUGAAGCUUCGCAAAUAUGCAUAUUACUCCUAAGAUAUGCUGGUGGUGGGAUCCUUUUGGGGCUUGUCAUGGGUAAAAUAAUCGGUUGUGUGCUCUCAAUAACUUACUACGAUAUUCUAUGUGCAGUAACUGUAACGAUUUCUGGGGCUUACCUGACUUACUAUAUCGGAGAGAAGUUCCUAUACGUUUCUGGGUUACUAGGAACUGUUAUAGCAGGAGUGUUAGUCAGUAACAAGAAGUCCACAGUUGCUGGAGACGUGGAGCAGGUAGUAGCACAUUUCUGGACCAUUAUGGCCCACGCUGCUAAUACUUUGGUGUUCACGAUGGUUGGUGUGGUCAUUUUUGAGAAAGUCAGUUAUGUGAUCAGCGUACGACAAGUUUCGCUUGUGUUUGUUACGUAUACUACGGUUUAUUGUUCGAGGUUGAUGGUGUACUCAAUAAUGACUCCAAUUCUCCGUCAUGUCGGCUAUGGGAUGACUUGGCAGCAUUGUAUGGCGUGUGUUUGGGGAGGGCUCCGAGGACCUUUGUCUUUAUGCCUUGCUCUUAUUGUUCUUCAAACUCCUGCUGUUGCUGAUGCAGGCGAGAUAUUUAUAAUCCAAACCGCGGGUCUUGUGAUCUUAUCUCUCCUUAUAAAUGCAACAACCAUGCAAAAGGUGCUCAAGAUAUUGGGAUUAGCUGAGAUAUCCUUAGCAAAGAAAGCUAACAUGACGAACUGCGUGAAAAGAAUUAUGACAACGAGAGAUCGUUGCAUCUCCAUGCUUAAGAUGGAUAAGUUUCUAGCUGAUGCUAAUUGGGACUUGGUUAUGGAAGGAACAACAAUUAAACACCCGUACCAAAUACAAAUAUCAGGUCGUGAUGAAGACAGUGAUGAUGAUACUUACAUGGGGUACCGGUAUACCACUUGUCCAGAUUGCGAACGAGAGAUACCCAACGAGCCGACAAAGAAAGAGUUUGCUGAAAUGAUGAGGGAAGCAAAUCAGCGCGUAUUAAAGGCUAUGAAGAUCUCGUACUGGCGCCAAUACGAGCACGGUAAGAUCAGCAAGGAUGGAGUCAGGUUGCUGGUGCAGGCUGUCGAGGUGGCUGCUGAUUCUGAACAUGGCAGGAUUAAUUUGGAACAACUGGGCUCUUUGUGGAGACCUAAGGCCCACGCCAUCAAACUCCGUCGCAAACUCGUAAACAUGCUGAGCACUGAAGCAGGUAGUGCGCAGGUCCCACACGGCCGAUGCAGGCAGAUCUGUUACCGCCUAGUCUCCAACGUGUGGUUCGACGUGUUUAUUUACGUCAUGAUACUAUGCAACACGCCGGUAAUCCUGUGCGAGGUGGCCACACGACCUCCUGUGACUCCGUUAAUGGUUUACACUAUUAAGAGCUUGAAUUUGUUUUUCUACAUCAUUUACGUGUUGGAAAUGAUACUGAAGAUGGUGGCGCUGGGCGUCGGCGGAUACUUCAAGUCACAUUGGAAUAAACUGGAUUUCUUCAUCAUCGUAAUGGCUACUGGCGAUUUAGUUUUAGAUAUCAUUGACGCUCUCACGCCUUGGGAUAAGUGGAGAAACUUGAAUUCUAGCGUUCUCACCGCUACUAAAUUGUUGAGGAUGCUGAGAUUUCUUAGGCUGUUCAAAUUGGCAAGAGUAUCAGUUCCGAAGAUCAUGGCUUAUAUCGAUCGGAUGAUUGACAUACAGUUAGCUUUUGGAUACGAUGUUGGUAAGGGUUUUGUAACCGGUGAGCAAGAGGUGUGCAAUCUGCUACCUCAGUUAGUUGACAACAGGCAGAUCCAGGAAACGUUGAAUGCUAGACUAGAAGCUGAUAGGUUGACAGUAACUCGCCAGCUGGGUUUACUGCAGCGAGACCGCCCCUGGACAGCAAUAACAGUGAAGACACGGCAAGCUACCACAUCCACGCUGAAUAUUAUGUUAUUAGACGCUAUGCAGUUGAAGGAAGAAGGAUUCUUGGAUGAAAUGGAAUACCGUUUGCUAGUAAAUGCAAUACAGGAGAAGGUGCAAAUGUGUCGUCAUAAAGGCAGCCUAGUGGCUCCCUCUGCGCCUGAGACCCAACUACGGGCAGUGUCAUGGCUACAAGGAAAUGAAAGGGUGGCAGACUUCUUCCUUGAAAACUCACAAAUCUUCAACUACAACUUCAAUGAUAUAUUGAUAUCUAGAGGUGACGAGCCCAAAGGCUUGUACAUUGUUGUGUCAGGGCUCUUGGAAGCCAGCUACGUGCCGCCCGACGGCGAUAUUGAUGAAGCAAUACCCAACUACGAGUUCUUUACUGAUUUAAAAUUUGCCGAGCCUAGCCAAGAUUAUAUCGUUUCUGGCAAUGCUGUUGGCGUACUUGGGGUUUUGACGAAUCGCCCGUACAACUACACUGUACGCUGUGACUCUGCCGUGCAAGCUUACUUCAUAACUUUGCCUAUAAUAAAGGAGGCGUUCAAGAUUGCCCCACAUCCGAUUAUGGGGUUAGAAUCUGCAAUGUGGCGCGAGAUAGGCAUCAAGUUUUCCAUGAUGGUAAUGCCUACUGUGCCAGCGUACCACAGUUGGCCAGCUGAGAAACUAAGCAUGCGUCUAGAACAUUCCUUCGUGCCGUGUCUCAAGGCUUUUAAAGUAUUUGUGGUCAACGAACUUAUGGAAGAUAUUGUAUUACUGGAUGGGAUUUGUCAAGACAUGGCGACCAGGGAGGUGUUCCAACCACCAUGUUAUAUACCAAGGACAGUGCAUCGACUGAUCUUCCCCAAGUCGUCCCAGCUGAUUGUGGGUAAGGGAUGCCCGGAAACCAAACUGCUCAUUAUCCCGGCGAAAGAUACAGACGAGUUCGACAUCAUGGAGGACGAAAUAGAUGAUGUCCAGUGCGAAUUGGUAUCGAACGCAUCAUCUCGUUGUCUCUACCACAAAGUGGUACGCAAACUAUCAAACGAUAGUCGUGGGCCGGCACGACGACCGCGGCCGAAGCGUCGCCGUGCCGCGCGCCGCGUCAACUACAGAGAGUCGGUCUGGGGAAAGCAGAUCUCAACACCUCUUCUUGGGGCUCCGGGUGCUAGCGAAAAAGAGUUGAGUUCUAAAUAUUACAGGCCCAGUGUUCAAGACACGCCUGAAAAACUCGAGUCUCCGAAAGCCAAAGCUGAAGUGAGACAUCUGGAUCCCGUCCCGGCGACUCCAAACACUUCCCCACUGGCCUCGAUGCCAAGCCGGCGUGUGGAAUCAGAACUUGAGAUAUACACCACUACGUUGACGAAGAACAAAAGGAGCUCAUACGUAUCAUAUACAUCGCAAAAUUGAUUUUUUAUACUAUGUAUUUAUUGUGUUCGUUUAUUUUACAACAUUACUUGUAUUAUGAAUUUACUUAAAAUUGUAUAGUAUUUUUAUUGUAUAAUCAAUGUUUUUUAUUUUAUUUAUCUCAUUAAAAAAUGCAUCAUCUUCAAACAAAAAUAUCUUUACAUAUUAUUAUGAAACAAAGCCCUCCGCCGCAUCAAUCUGAACGCGAUAAGCUCAAAAACUACCGAAUGGAUUUCGAUGAAAUUUAGUAUAGGGAUAGUUUGAGACCUCGGGAAGGAAAUAGGCUACGUCGUAUCCCGUACUCAUACGCAGGUGAAGCUACGAGCAAUUAGUUAGUAUGAAAUAAAAUAACUAUAAAUAUUUAAUUGUUUAAUAUCUAAAAAGUAAUCAAACUAAAAAAUAGAAAAAUCUAAGAAUCCGAAACAUUAUUUGACCGCUGUCUUAUACAGGUUGUUUGAAAAGUUGAUUUUUUAUUUUAUAAAACAUGUACUUCACAAGUAAAACAACAUAAAAUUUAGGAAUGUUAAUAAAAUGCAACCAAAUUAAAAUGAAGACUGUAUCUUUUAGCACCACCACAGUCUACAUGAUAGUGACCUUACAUUAUUACUAGAAAUAUAUCAUUUGAAAUCAAUAACAUACUCUUACAUUCAGAAGAAACUUUAAAAUUACAGUUUUUUUUACUACACAUAGAUUUUAUACAUCAAAUGUAUACUAAAAUUUCUAGGUUAUAUUAUACCAUUGACAAAUAUUUCCAUAAUAAUGUUAGAUCGAUAAAUAUAAUAACGGACAACAUAACAAUAUUAAUAUUGAACUUUAUUGCUUUCUGAAAUUU
Manduca sexta (tobacco hornworm) is the source of this 5938-nucleotide messenger RNA. Its product is annotated as sodium/hydrogen exchanger 10. Gene Ontology annotation, cellular component: membrane. Gene Ontology annotation, molecular function: monoatomic ion channel activity; sodium:proton antiporter activity. Gene Ontology annotation, biological process: proton transmembrane transport. Lineage: Eukaryota; Metazoa; Arthropoda; Insecta; Lepidoptera; Sphingidae. The coding region runs from base 1135 to 5109 and encodes 1324 amino acids. The record is from RefSeq and is a predicted model, not a curated record. The transcript has 26 exons.